Clunio marinus is the source of this 363-nucleotide messenger RNA. Lineage: Eukaryota; Metazoa; Arthropoda; Insecta; Diptera; Chironomidae. The record is from the annotation of a GenBank genome assembly.
AUGCCUUUUCUGACUAUUUUUGGAUACGUUGAUGAUUUCUUUUAUACUAUGGAUGAGAAAAUAGAUAGAUUGAUGCACAACGCCUUCUUUCUGUUCCCUUCCUGCUAUGGGAUAAUAAUUUCAGAAGAAUGUUGUUUACGUCAGAGAAAUUGUGCUGGGGGAAGCUUAAAAAUGGAAUAUUUUUGUUUUCAAAUGAGUUCUUGCACGAAUGAGCAACGUAGAAGUUUACACUGCAAACAAAUAUUGACUUUGAAAUUAUUUCUGGGCAUUAAUCUUGUGCUAUUUGGUUAUGCCUUCAACGUUUUAAUGAUGGAAGCAAACGUUUGUGAAAAGCUUUCUCGUCAUAUUGAUGUUGAACGAUAA